GCUCAUUUACAUUGGUUAAGGUUUCAAUACAUCCAAUAAGCAACCCAUUGACAUCCAGGAAGUAGUCCUGCACCAAUCCGAAAGUAGCCGUAGUGAUUUGGCCCCACCCAUGGUCCAAACUCUGCUGUCAGUAGUUGUUAAAGUGACUACUGGAAACUGUGGUAAGGGAUUUGCGAAAACGACAACUUGACCAAUUGGACAAAGUAACGCGGACACAGUGAUUGAACUAUGCAGACCGUGAACAGGACACUGUUUGUACGAGACACGCAGUAGAAAUGUAGCAUCGCAGAAAUGUAAAGUGCAGACAGGUUGGGACUGACUGGACGUCGGGAAUUAACUUAAGAAACUUUGGUGGAAACCUUGUUAUGGUGGCGUAUUGGUCGUCUGUCGAAAAACAAGUUAAAGUUAGACUCGGGGGAACUUUUACAACUCAUAUUGUUGCAUAAACAACAUUAUAAAGUGAACGUGGUGGAUUAUGUCAGCAUCAACAGCCGAGGCUAGCUCAUCCCAGCAGCGGGUUAAACAAAGCGGCUCCCCGACAGCCCCCUGCCCCUCCUGUAGCAACAACACCGCCGCGGUCCGGUUGCAGCCUAUCCGCGCCACGGUGCCGUACCAGCUUCUGCGUGGAAAUCAGCACAGCCCAACCCGCUCCGUUUCCUCCUCCUUCUCAGUAGCCGGGAGCAACACAGGUCCAACGACGUCCCGUUGCUCCAGUCCCGCCAACCCGGGUGGAAGCGGCUCGGACGGUAGGCUGGUCCCCAGGCAGAGGCUUUCACCGCCGGACAGCAGGAGCUCACCAGAACGCCCACCACUCUCGCCUCUAUCCAAAGUUGAAAGGACAAAACCCCAGCAGGUGUGGGGCUCAGGGGCUAUUUGGCAGACUUCAUCCUUGGGCACUAUCACUGGGCCCUACCUCACCGGGCAGUGGCCUCGUGACCCCCAUGUGCGCUACCCAUCUUGUAUGAAAGAUAAAUCCACACAGACUCCUGGAUGUUGGAGUGAGGAAACAGGAGAGAAGAGGAGCACCCACCAGCGUUCUGCAUCCUGGGGCAGCGCCGACCAGCUCAAAGAGCAGAUCGCGAAGCUCCGGCAGCAGCUCCAGCGCAGUAAACAAGGAGGACGGCACAGUAAAGACAAGGACCGGCUGUCCCCCCUCCAAUACAACCCCAUCACCUACACCGCCUUCACCAGCACCACCAACCACACUUCGACAACCAGCCACGUUCAGCGGUUUUCCAUGUCGAAGUCGGCCCAGAUGCCGCUGUCCAACAUCACAGUGCCAAAGCCCUCCAUCUCCAGGGUGCCCAGCAGCAUGGAGGGCAUCAACCACGAGCUGGAGAAGGUCUUCAUCAAAGACAACGGAGAGAAGGAGGAGCUUAAAUCCCUGGAGGUUCCCGAUGGGCGGCGGGCACCCUUCCCUCCCCAGCAGCGCAGCAGCAGCACCCGCAGCGUGGACACCCAGACUCCCUCAGCCCCCGGUCGGUCCAGCAGCUGCUCCAGCCUGUCACCCUGCCCAUCCCCCGCCUGCCCACCAGGAUCACACGACGGCAGUCCUUACUCCACGGAGGACCUACUGUACGACCGGGAUAAAGACAGCGGAAGCAGCUCACCCCUGCCCAAGUUUGCCUCCUCGCCCAAACCCAACAACAGUUACAUGUUCAAGCGAGAGCCGCCAGAGGGCUGUGAGAAGAUUAAAGCUUUUGAGGAGAUGAGCUCCAGGCAGUCCACGUCGGCGUCGGUCCCCCUCUUCUCCUGCCCCGACAAAAACAAGGUCAACUUCAUCCCGACGGGCUCGGCCUUCUGCCCUGUCAAACUCCCCGGCUCCCUGCACCUCACCCCGGCCUUGGAGCCUGAGGAGGAUGAGGAUAUCGCAGAGGUGGGCUCCGUCUCAGAGCCCCAGGGGGCCACAUCACUCUAUGGCGCCCCCACUCAGGUCUCCACGAGCACCAGCACAGAAGACCCCCCGGAGGAGCCUGACUCACCCUCAGAGACUGCAGACCCCCAGACAGACAGCCCCGCCAUCAGCUAGACCUGAGCAGAGCUGGCCUCUGGCUCCGGAUUCCACGCUAGCGACCACCGACCAUCACCACUGACUGUCCCACCAACACCUCCCUCUGCUCUGCCAGGGGAGCCUCCGUCUCUCUGUGCUGACCCCCUCCACCCCACCCUAUUUCUGCAUGACGUAGCAACAAUGUCCCGAAUAACCACCACCGCCACCACAAAGACUCGCCACCUUAAUGUUCUGUCCUGCGUAAUGUCUGAGCUGUUGUUGGCAGGGAAGGACCUGAUGGUUAAAGGUUAUCAUAUGCAGGCAUUGGAGGGAAGGAUGGGGGGAGGGGCAUGCAUUUUAAACUGGUAGUAUAUUUCUGAUUAAAUUAUGUGUUGUGUUCUGUUUCAACAUUCACAGUAUGAAUAAGCUCUCUAAACAUAUAUAUAUAUACACAUAUAUCUCUAUGAAAAAGAAAAAUGCUUGUGUUAAAAAAAAAAAAAAAAAAAAUCCCAAACUGUGUAUUGCUGUGUUAUGUACUGGACAGGAAAAACAGCUGUACUAUUCAGGAUUAUGUUUACACUAUCCAGGUCACAUUGUUAAACCCUCUCUAAAAAACAAAUGCAAUGAGAGAACAAUUCGGCAAAGAGAAAAAAAAAAUGGCCUCAAAUUGGUUGCACAGUGUCUGCAUCUGGCCUCGCUUCAGGUAUUUCACAAUCAGAGUCUAUACUCAGGUAAUUGGAAUGUAUGUCCAUACAAAUAUCUGCAGCUUGACAAAGCAGAACAGAUUCACUGUCAGUUAUUCCAGUUUUUUUUUUCUCAUUCCCAAGCGAAUCAUUCCUUUCUGUUCCAGAGUCCGGUCUGAGACUAGACUCAGACGAUAGCUAGCUGCAGAGGGUAAAGGGUGGAAAUAGCAGGCAUCCCCUCGUGGUUGCCUUCUCUGACUGCUGGUGGAAUACUGUACGGACCACACACACUGUGACCGAUGGCAUUAAUGGCAAUUAAUGUGUGUGUUGAUGGAAGAAUGCCAGACAGAGACUUGGACGACAUUCAGUGGUCGUCCCUUAUUUAAGCCUGAAGACAAUUUGUGAUUGGCUCUCCUGAGCCUGUUGACAGCGGACCACAAGUGGACUGCAGAACCGCUACGUGAAGAUACAAUCAAACUGAAGUAUUUGGUUCUGAAUGGGUGCAGGUUGGAGCUGUAGUUGCGCAAACAUUUUUCUGAGCUAGAAAUGAUCUUAUUUGAUAAGUUAAACCUCAGUUUUCUUAGCCAAAGAAGCAGUUUUACUGUGCAGCUUUACCUGAUCCAGACUAGAGCCUGAGCGAUACUUUAUUUCCCACCAUCCAUAUUUAGCUAUAUUUGUGAGCUGGAAAACAAAAGCAUAUAUAUUGGCUGAUGAUCAGUUUUUAGCACAAACACAAACAUUAUGGACAGGAAUCCCUUUAAAUUGGAUUAUGGAAGAAUUCUGAUCAAGAGUAUUAGGAAUGUACGAUAUGGAUUUUUUUCUGCCGAUAUGAUUAAUAUAAUAAUAAUAAUAAUACAUAAUUCCUUAAUUACCUUCUCAUUGCCAAACCAGUAACGUAAAAAAAAAUCAUAACCUUUAGUUGGAUCAGAGCUCAUUUAUUUUUUUCUAGUGAAGUUCAUUAAAAACUUAAAAAAAACAUACUUUGGCUUUCAUAAUAUAAAGCCUAUCAAUAAUUUUGCAUACCAAAUCGAAAUAAACCGAUAAUUUAUCAACUGAUUGAAUUAACCUGAUAAUUUAUAAUGUAAAUUUUGCCUUAUCAGCCAAUAAUUUAUCUGUCAUGAUAAUUAUCAUGCAUCCCUAAAGAGUAUGACAAGAGGGACAUUUCCCACUUAAAAAAUUUCUUUAAAAAAAAUGCUAAGGAAAGGCAAACGACCCUACUGUCAUUCAUUCUUUCCCCGUCUACAGUGUAAAUCCCCAAAUCUUCCCUCACAUUACUUUACACAUGGUUUGUUGUCAUGAUUAUCUGUUCAGCACAACUCGCCGGUUGCCUGUUUUCCGUUACUGAAGAGAACAGCAAUAGCCAGUUUACUGAGGACAACAGGGCAACAGAUUGCAUUUUAACAAAAGGCACAACCCUCCAGCAACCAGUAUACAGACUAAUUUAACGGCUAGCGGACAAAGAAAGUGGAAUGUUUAGUAGCUAAAAAAAAGUUGGUGGAGACCAAACCAGAGCGAAAGGGAAAGUGAAUAUUGGACAAACAACUGAUGAAUGAAUGCUAACUUUGCUCUGUGUCUGCUGUAUUUGUAAAUAUGUUACAAGUUAGCAGUAACAACUUUAGUAAGGUAAAUAAUAUGUUAAAGCUGCAGUUGGAUUUUUUUAAAUAAUUUUUUGUUAUUAUUUCUGAUAUUUUCAAUGUGUUCUGACAGUAGUACAUGAGACAGAUAAAAUUAAAAAAUCAGGUUCCUCUGGCUCCUCCUAGUGCUCCUGAUGGCAUUUACAAGAAUCCACCGGGCCUGAACGAAAACAACCAAUCGGAUCUGAGAAACCUAGGAGGACACUUUGGGUUGGAAGCUUGAAGAUAGUUGAUUGUUUAGUCUCAUUCCCAGCAUCGAUAUGUGCCAGCUUGGGAAUGAGACUCACCAACCAAUCAACUACCUUUCUUGUGUCUGAUUGGUUGUGUUUGUUCAGGCCCAGUGGAGAGGAACCUGAUUUAGUUUUCACAGAUUAUCUGUCUCAUGUACUACUGUCAGGAUAUAGUGAAAGAUUAAAUCCGAUUUUAAAUUACCUACUGCAGCUUUAACGUUUUCAGCUUGUGCUGCUGCAAGAUGCCAAAAAUCAAUUAAUACACUUAUAAAUCACAAAAGGUGAAGAGCAUUACACAGUAGGACCUUUAAUUCAGCACCAGGGAAGUAUCGUUCGGUACCCAGCCAUAGGCAACAGCGGAUGUAACCACAUGGUUUGCACAAGCUAAAAAUAAAGGCCUAGCCAUACAAGAUGAAUGUUUGUAGAACUCUUACCUCCAACCUGCAUAUCUAAACUUAGACUGUUCUGAUAAUCCAGAUAAUUGCUAUUCCAUUAAAUGCAUUCCAUUAGGUUUUAGAAUCCACGACAUAAAUAGACUCACAAGAUUCAUUCCUAAAAAUAUCUCUUAGCCUUUUGAUUUGAUCGCUGUAAGAGACUAGCUACAGUACUAAGAGUUGUUUGGUUGCAGUAGCGCCUUCAUCUGUUUGAUGCACAGAUAAAAGGAUCACACUGGCCUGCCUCCCUCUCACUGUCUGUCUGUUAUUACUGAGUGUUGUAGGCACCCUGAUGCUACCACCAAGCAACAAAACCUUCUGAACAUCUCAUGUAUUCUGUGCGAAACACCAUCCUUUCUAGGCUAUUAAAUGAGCAUCACCCUGCCCAAGUGUAAAUGAUCCACAACUUUCAUUUGCAAGAGUGAAAUAUAACCCACAUUUGUUUUGAUAUCUGGUGUGCUUGUGGAAUUCCUGCAUUGACGCUCCAUUCAUAUUUUGUAUAUACGUGGCUUUUAAAGAGGCUCAAUGCAAUGUUGUGGUUUCUUAAGACAUUUCAGCACCUUACCAAGAGCUAUGGCUUUCCCAAUGUCCCACAUAUACUUUGGCAUUGGUAAACUAGUUGUGUGCAAUAAUAGAAAAAAAAAAGGUGUUGUCCGUUCUUUGACACAAGCAUCUCAUCUUGCAUUACUUUGGUUUUGAGCAUGGGGGCUGGAUCAGCAAGCAGUUUGUUGCUAAAGCCAUCAACUGAUACAAAACCAGCACUGAGAGUGACCAGAGCACAUCACUGGCAGGUCAGAGUGUUCAUCAACUCACUACAUGAUACUCCUUGUGUAACCUGCAGUGUCAAAGUUCAUGCACAAUGGCAAUAAAAAAAACUAUUGGUUGUUUUGUCCA
Dicentrarchus labrax (European seabass) is the source of this 5865-nucleotide messenger RNA. RefSeq names its product glucocorticoid induced 1a (gene glcci1a). Gene Ontology annotation, biological process: podocyte development. NCBI's taxonomy places the organism in Eukaryota, Metazoa, Chordata, Actinopteri, Moronidae. The transcript has 8 exons. The coding region runs from base 476 to 2029 and encodes 517 amino acids. The record is from RefSeq and is a predicted model, not a curated record. Gene Ontology annotation, cellular component: cytoplasm.